Messenger RNA from Geodia barretti, 4908 nucleotides. NCBI's taxonomy places the organism in Eukaryota, Metazoa, Porifera, Demospongiae, Tetractinellida, Geodiidae. The record is from the annotation of a GenBank genome assembly.
UGCGAGGCAGUUUUCUCAUCGCAGUCAGUAGUGUUAAAGCAUCACAGCAGGCGCUUGGCAGCGGAGAGAGGACGACUAUGUGGUAGGCUCUGCGUCUCUACAAAGAGGCCGUGGGGUGCGAGAACUGGGGAGACGGUCAGCCCAGUCAGGUAGAGGAAGAUCUCUGGGAAGACUCCAUGCUUCAGUGCUACAGUCACCUUACUGACUGGCAGGAACCUGGAAAAAGCAGUGGUAGUGAACAUUGAGAAUGAAGACGGAAGUCCUUCAAAACUUGACAAAAUCUGGGAGGAAUUCAUACCACAAGGAGCACUAUCUGCCGCACCUGAUGCGGGCGAAGCUCAAACUGGCCUGCAGCGAAGUUGAGGACACCACCACUUCACCGACUUUCUCAACAGGUCUCUGGGAGAUGCCGACAGAAAAGCACUGCUGGAGACUCGCCACUCCACGGAGCUGGCUCUUUACAGCAUCAUCAGAGGAGACCUGGACAGGGCCAAGUACUACAACACCAGUCACUCCAGAUGUUUCUUCAGGACUGGUCCAGUUUGGAUAUGCUGCUGGUUAACAGCCGUUCCGCAAAACUACAAGAACUGCAGCUUCUCACAGAGAUCCAGGAAUUCAUUCACUUCAUGACCAACUCUGCCAACUUUGAGAGUGCCAGCCCAGUCAAAGGUCUGCUGUCCAAGUGGGAGACGAGAUUCCCCACCCAAAACUGGACCCUCUUCCCGUCUGGGACGAUAUUGUCACCUCCAGGUGCAUGAUGAUGAGGAAGAUGAUGGAAAGGUUUCAAGACAGCCCUGCAGCUGCUGACGGUGGUCUGGGUGACUCCAUGGAGGUGGACGGAGGUGGAGUAAACUUACCCCUACUCCAGGAGAGGUUUUCUCGGGAGUACACCAAACUCUACAUGAAGAUGGCAGCUGUGGCGAGGCAGCAGUCCAACUACGCAGUGUGUCACAAGUACCUCAGUCUCACAGAGAAGGCCAUUAAGGAGUUCUUCCCAGGUGACUCGAAGCUGCAGCUGGACUGGCUGCGAAACGUGGCAGAGAUGAGGAUUCAGCAGGCAACCCAGGACCCAUCUCCCACCAAGAUAGAACCGCUGGUUGCUCUCCUUGACAAACUUGAGGCAGCAGGGAAGGCAUCCCUGGCAGGUAACCAUUCGCUGGCAAGAAGGCACUACCUUUUGGAGGGCCGUGCUUUUGAUGUGUUGGCAAAAGCCUUCAGUGACGAUGGGGAGAAUAUAGUCAAUGUGCUGCAGGAGAGUCGAGUGGUUCAACUGAAUAAGAUGCUUGGACUACCGCCUUCAGCUUUACCUCCACACGACGAGGUGACCCGCAAACUGUUGCUGAAAUCUCUGGGUGCGUUCAAGAGUGCCACGAAGGCGGGCACGUCUGAGAUGAAUGUGACGGAGAAGCCGGAGGGCAUGGUGAAGGCACUCACAGAGAUGGCUCUCUUCUGUGACAGAGCUCUCCAAGCCGAGGAGGACGGAGAUGCCACGCCUCUCGAUACUGAGCAAUUCCCUAGUGUGGUGGUGAUGUACUCGCUCAAGGCCAUGAAGUACGGGUGUCGAACAGCCGUCCAGCGGUUCCCUCGACUACUGCAGCUCCUAGAGCUCCACCCAGCCACCACCAGCGACUUCAAGAAGAAGUGUUGUGAGGUGCCUCAGUGGAUGUUCAUUGGCUGGAUCAGUCAGAUGUUGCCUCUAAUGGACAAAGCAGAGGGAGAGGCCGUGGAAGGAAUCCUACACUCCAUUGCAGUGACCUACCCUCAGGCCAUUUGCUACCCAUUCAAGAUCAGCAUGCACGACUUCAAGUGCGAUGACAGUGCCGUGGGCAAGCAGAGGUUGGAAUCUAUCAACAGACUCAAGGCCAGUUUGGACAGCAAACUUGUGGACGACUUUGUCGUGGCACUUGAGCAGCUGAACUCACCCGAACUGGCGUGGAAGGACAUGCUGGAGAUGGAGCUCCAGCCUCUGAUGGAGCAGACGGCGGCGCGGAGGAGUGGGGAGCAGGUCAAGAAGAUAUGGAGACAGAUUUACUCGCAGCUCCUGGACGGCAGGGCCUCCCAGAGCACCAGUAGUCAGAGCAGCUCUCUCUAUGGGACGCAGUCCACCUUCUCCCUGCAGGCUGGCGAGAGGAUAAAAAAAUUUGCGAGGGACCACUUGAAGAAGAUUGAAAAGGGGUUUGGAGGGAAGGACGGAGACAAGCUGGUCAAGAUGGCACCCAAGACGUUUGCCGUGGCCUGCAAAGAGCUGUUUGAUGGGAUGAGACCGAUGCUCAACAAGUCCUCGGGGCCCGGACUCCUCAAAGAGUAUUCGCCCUGGCUCCACAAUUUUCAUGCCAGUAGCUCUGAUCUUUACACCGACACCAUUGAGGUCCCAGGUCAGUACACUGGUCAUUCUGAGCCACUUCCCGAGCACCACGUCAAGAUUGCUGGAUUUGAUGAGAAGGUGUUGGUGAUGAGUUCCAUGAGAAAACCCAAGAGACUCACAAUUCGAGGAGGCGACGAGAGAGACUACAUGUUCCUGGUGAAGGCUGGGGAGGACCUCAGACUAGACCAGAGGAUUGAGGAAUUGUUUGGUGUGAUGAACGGUAUACUGAUGGAGGACCCUGCCUGCUCCCAGAGGGGACUCCAUCUCACUACCUACAAAGUCAUCCCCAUGACUUCCAGGGUUGGUAUGAUAGAAUGGGUUCAGAACACAAAGCCACUCAAGGACUUUGUCCAGUCGGCCCUCAGUGAUGAGGAGAGGAAAAACUAUGGGUGAGUAUAAUAUUAUAGCUACCACGCCAUUGGCUCUCAGACUUUCCUGACGUCAUUGAUCUCAUAUUCACAGGAGACCAGCAGCCAUGCAGGUCGAAUGGCUGCAAAAGAAGUAUAGCAACAACUACAAAGUGAUGUACAAAAAAGCCCCCAGAAGUGAGGUUGAGAAAAAGUACAGAGAAAAGGUUCAAGCUCUUCCGUGGGACAUGCUACGGUCUGUAGAACUUUGAUAAACCAGAAUUUAUAGUGCGAGCUUGGUUUUUUUCUUUUUUCAGUCAGGGGUUUUUCAAGCUGUCGUCUUCACCCGAGGCUUUCCUAAUUCUCCGCUCGCACUUUGUCCUCACGUACGCCACUCUCAGUAUAUGCCACUAUGUGCUGGGUAUAGGAGAUCGCCACCUCUCAAACUUCAUGGUGGACCUCGAGAGCGGGGCUGCCGUUGGGAUCGACUUUGGUCACGCUUUUGGAACUGCUACACAACUUCUGCCAUACCCGGAGCUGAUGCCGUUCAGACUGACCCCGCAGAUGACCAGCCUCAUCAGACCUCACUCGGAGAAAGGACAGCUGCGUAGCUGCAUGACCCACGUCCUCCGUGCGCUUCGCAACAACCCGGAACUUCUCCUGGCAACCAUGGACAUCUUUGUAAAAGAACCUCUUCUGGACUGGCGAGUAAGAGACAGUAACCCUAGCCACCCAAUUCCAAACAUUACGCCUGAAAAGUUUAGCAUUCAUCGGUGGUAUAUAGAGAGCUUUACUACUUUAAUGCUACUUUCAGGCAAAUGCUAAGAAGCAAUGUAGAGCACUGAAGAUGGACGUGCCUAAAGAAGAGUCCUGGUAUCCAAAGGAAAAGCUGAAACAAGCAGAGAAAAAGCUACUGGGAUACAACCCCGCAUAUGUCAUGAGAGAGGAUCUAAGGAGUGGGCAUCGUAACACACCCGAGUACUCUUCUCUGGAACAGAUUCUGAUGGGAGACCCCAAGUCGCACGUCCGAGCGAGUGUUGGAGAGCGAUGCUCGAGUGUCGAGGAGCAGGUGGCGUGUCUCAUCUGCCACGCAACCGACCCAAAUAUCCUGGGAAGAACCUGGGCCGGCUGGGAACCUUGGGCCUAGCUGCAGACUCAACAUACACCAGAUGAACAUACAUGCAAUCUAUAUCUAUUAAACCCCAUAUAUAACAUUUUGCGCCUUCAGAACAUCUACAAUCUUGUUUUCAUUAUCCGCCCAUAAUUUUGUGCAAAGCCUAAUCCUGCAGGAAAUGUUUAAUAACAGUUUUAUGAAUAUGCUAUGGGAAGUCUUAAGUGAUAAUAGAUAGUCUUAGUACCCACAGCGUGAAACGACAGUUUUAUGCAUGAAUAUGCUAUGGGAAGUCCUUAUGUAAGAAGUGAUAGUCUCAGUACCCCACGGGCACUCCAUCUCCUCUUCCGUCACUCCCUGCCCACCACACGUUAACCCUUUCCCUCCCACCACUGCCACCGCCCACAGGUCUAGAACACACAAUCUGUCCUCUGCCAAACAAGACUCGCUCGAAGCCUCUGACUGGACCCACAACACGGUGCCCCAGUUCCCUCAGCUCUCUAAUGGAGUCGAGCGGUAUCCCCUCCUCAAUGUGGAUGGAGCUGUCUGUACUGUCCGGCCUGAUGCAGAACCGCGCCGAGUCCAGUGCAGACUGUGGGUCCAUUCCGUGGUCUAUCAUGUUGAGCAGAACCUGCACAUGACCCUGUGGCUGCAUGAACCCUCCCAUCACACCAAAGCUGGCGUAGAGCUCUCCGGACUCGGAGUGGGUGGCCAUUCCUGGGAUGAUGGUGUGAUAGGGUCUCUUACCAGGGGCCAGGCAGUUCGGAUGAACGGAGUCCAGCGAGAAAUUGGCCCCUCGAUUUUGAAGAGUGAAGCCACAGCCCUUUGGUACGAGGGCAGUGCCAAAGCCCAUGUAGUUGCUGUUGAUGAAGGAGCAGGCGUUUCCAUGGUCGUCUGUCACACUGAAGUAGACGGUGUCACUGUGGCUGGAUGGCUGGCCUCUCUCACAUACUGGUAGGCACCUGACAGAUUCGGAAGAAAUACUACAGACUUGUUUGCAUACUCCAUGGACUCCCUUGUAGCAAUGUUAAUGCAAGAUAUUAUAUUGCAAAAGCUCAUGCAUGAGGUGUGGUUUCGUUCAUAUU